AUGAUGAAGACCAAAGCUCACCCUACCUUAAAUUCGUGGAUUUCUAGUCUAGAUGGGAAGCGUAAGGCUGAGUUAGUGAAGAAAAUCCAUGAAGAAGCACGCGAGCACAUUGUGAAAAGGAAUGAGCAAGUUGCGAACCGAGCUAAUAAGGGGCGAAAGCACCUUACCUUUCAGCAAGGAGAUUGGGUUUGGGUUCAUUUUCGAAAGGAAAGGUUUCCCAAUCAGCGAAGUUCAAAACUUAAGCCACGAGGAGAUGGACCUUUCCAAGUGCUGGAAAAGAUAAACGAUAAUGCCUAUAAGAUCGACCUUCCAAGUGAGUAUCAAGUUAGUUCGACAUUUAAUGUUUCUGACCUAUCUCCGUUUGAUGUAGGUUCAGAUUCGAGGACGAAUCAUUUUCAAGAGGGGGAGGAUGAUACGAUCCAGCCAAUUACGCGAGGUAGUGCCGAGCUGGAUGAAGGAGUUGAUGACUUGGACGAGCUGCAUGUGCCAAGAGGACCGAUUACCCGAGCUCGGGCCAAGCGCAUUGAAGCAGCCAUGCUUAACUUAGUAGAACACGAGCUCCAAAAUGAAGAAUUGACAAAGUCUAGUUCGAUCCCAGCUGAGCUUAAUUGGAGCGAAUUAUCGGGCCAGAUUGUGAAGCAAGCCGAGCUCAAGGACUUGAGCCCGUCUAGUCAUCCAGCCAAGAAGCCAUGACUUGGAAAAGAUGAUUAUUAUCAAUUUUCGUAUUUUAUUAUUGGACAAUUUAUUUCUUGUUAUUUAGAGUCCUAUUUGGACUAGAUUUAGUUUAUUUCGUUAUUUCCAUAUAAUAGAUAAGUUAGGAUUUAUUUUCCUUGUUAGAUUAGGUCUCUUUGACACUUAUAAAUAGGUUGCUUUAGGGUCAUUAUUAUUUGGACGUUUUUAAGUAUUAUUUUGAGAGAUUAAAAUUCUCCUUCGUUGUUCUUCAACAACUCUUCGGGAUAUUUUGCGAGUGGAUUCUUGUGAAUUAUUCUUAGCACUAUAGUAUUGGUUUCUCAUUCAUUAUAAUCACGGGGUCAAUACUUCCACCUUGAUAAUAUUGGUUUCUAGCUCUCUAUAGCUACGGGGUCAAUAUUCCGAAUUCCGCCAAUCGAAUCCUU
Molecule: messenger RNA, 1115 nt
Organism: Erythranthe guttata (spotted monkey flower)
Lineage: Eukaryota; Viridiplantae; Streptophyta; Magnoliopsida; Lamiales; Phrymaceae
Source: RefSeq, a predicted model, not a curated record